AUGGCUAAUACUACUCCUGAAAUAGUCAUUGAAAUGAAUAAUGAUAUUAUCAAUGAAUUGAAUCCCACUCAGGAGCACUUCUUGAAGAAGUAUUUAUUAGAGAACCGGUUGACCCAUGAACUCCACUUGCUAUCACAACCGAAUUGUUGCCAAUUAUUCGGACCACCGUUUAAGUAUACACCAGACCAAAUGGAAGAGUACCAAUUUCCUUUGCUAAGAUUUUUUUUCAACAGUUUUAUUGGUACAUUCCCGUUUAUUGUCAGUAAUAAGGCUGAGGACCAAUUGUCGUUUUGGCAAGAUACGGUGCAAGAAUUCCUCGAAAGUUUCAAUCUGAAGGAUAUUUCCGAUUCCCAAGAGAGACAGGAUAAUACGACCAAAAGAAGACAGAUUAAUAAGAAGAUGUUGUCGAGUCUACUCUUGUUUUUCAAUUCUAUGCUUAUCACCCGACAGGACUUGGAAUAUUUACAUAAUGAGCAUCUAAAGCCUUCGGAAACGGGGGCGUUGGAUAAAAUACGAAAGAAGCCAAGUUCUCUAGAAAAUGGUGUGUCCUUGGAAGACUUUGGUGGUUUGGAUGAGUAUGAAAAGAUGAAAUUUACGAACGAUUUGAAUUUGAAUAUAGUUGCAGUCAAACACAUUAAGGAACAGAAUGGGUCCGGCUCCGAUUCCGCUGGCGCAUCGAGAUGGAACAUAUUCAAAGAAGUUUCUAGAUUGUCACCGUAUAAUAGUAAUCCUGUAAGACAUAACUAUGAAUUUGUUAUUCAGUUUACUAAAAGAGAAACAGAUAAAGAAGGUACAUACCAUUAUACUUCAUAUUUUAUACCAAGACCAUACCACGAUUUCAAAAAGCUUGAACACGACCUCAAGAAGAAGUACCCGGGGUUGAUGUCUACCGACGUGCCAAAACUACCACAGAAGUUAAAACGUGAUGAUGGAGUAUUAAAGAAGAGAGAUUUUGAAUCAUCGCAAUCGUUACCCCGUAGCGAUUCCUUUGAUACGCUUGAAAAUGAUAAUCAUGACGAUCUGUCUUUUAAGACGGCAUCUUCUCUGAACUCGACGUCUGCUACACCUGAACCCCAAAGCUUGGCUAGGGAAAAGCUUAGAUUAGCUUUAAGAGGCUAUCUAAACAACCUUAUUAAACACAAUGAAAUUAUUCAUUCCGAUGUAUUCCAUCAUUUUGUAUUUAAUCCACAUUUGCAAUAUGGAAAAUUAUCUCCUACUGAAGUCCAGGAUUACGAAAAUAGAUUACAGCAUGAAAAGGCUAAAGCCGAAACCCAGUUCGAAUUCCAGAAACAAACAGCCAAUGCCAUUUUAGAGUUGGGAAAAAAUUUUGACGAAUUUAAACAGAAAUUGAUAAUGAACCCGGAAGCAUUAACAGAGAUAUUUGAAGAAAUUGGAAAAUCGCCGAAAGUGGAGAAUUUGUCACCUUUAUUAAAAACAUUCGUGGAAUGGUCAAAGCUAGAAGUUGCUGCAACAUUGUACCAAGUGUUUUUAAGUGUAGAUAAUUCGAGUGAGUGGUUGCUGAAAUGUAGAAAGUUUCAUGCACUUUUUCCAUAUAAUAUAGUAUACGGCAUAUUAAAGUUCACCAAUCCAAUGAAAAUGGUAUCGAGAAUUAUUGAUUUAUUAUUAGCAAAUUUUCCGUCCUUCUCGUUACCCCUGUUUGGAUUUUCAGGCUCGAAAGAAUUAUCAGAUGCGUCUAAAUCAACAAAGGCAAGGAAUUUAUUGUCUUUGAUGUUUAUAAUGCUUUUAGACGAAGACCUAAAUGAUUUCAAGAAAGAAUUGAAAAAUUUGAAAGAAGAAAAGUUAUCAGGCAACAUGAAAUAUGAACCAUUUUUACAGAGAAUUGAAAAUUAUGUUAAUAUAGUUGAUGAUUCCGUAGUAGAGGAGAUAAAAGAAGACUCCAGGGAUUCGGGGAAAGACUUAUUGCUUACAUUAUUAUCAACAGACAGCCUUGAGCCUGUUUUGAAUGCGCAAGAUCAAAAUACUUAUAAUGAUAUUGCGAGGUCGUAUGAGUCUUACGAAGAGAUUGAUGACAAAGAAAAAUUGUCCGAAUCUGAAUUGUAUUUCAAUUUAAAGCAAUACUGGCUAAUUUUGCUUCGGAAGAAGGAUAAAGAUCUUAUGAAGCAAUUGUGGCAAGAACCAGAGCUAACUAAAUUAAUCAAGAAGUUCUUGACAAUUUUCUAUCAGCCAUUGAUGCGCGUAUUUGCCAAAUGUGACAUACACCUCGUUUUCAAAGACUUUCAAAGAUUUAUGGAUGAUUUACUAAACGAGUUAACUCAAUUAAGUGAAGGAGAUAUGUAUUACAUGAGCCCGUUUGAAAUAUUUGAAAGAUCAAGAGCCGUGUUUGACAGACACGAAAACGUAUUGUGGGGCUUCAUUCACAAUUUGUACGUCAAGGACGACGAGAAGCUAUUCUUGAACAUUAUAAAAUGGAUUGAAAAAUUCCUAUUCAUGUUAAGAAUCAAGUUCACUGACCCACAGAAGGUCACGAUCGACCUCAAAGCAGCCAUGCCACAAGACGUCGACCAGAAUAUAUUGUUUCAGCAACUAAACCAAAAAAUUAGUAAAACCCUUCAGAAAAGAGCAAUUCUUAAACAUUAUUUGAAUAAAAAGGCUCAGUCAGAUGAAGUGGUAAAUACCCAGGAUGCGAUAGACAAUCAAUGGAACUACGUGAAUGAUGGCAUGUUACCCGAAAUCAGUGGCGGUGACUUCGGAAUCAACGACGACGAUAUUGAUGAUUUCAACUUAUUACAUAAAGAAUCAGAGGCUAAUGCGGAUAGUGCUCUUGAUAAGGAUCUUCAUAUGAAGUUGAGUAAGCUAGAAAAAGAACUAGAUGCUUUCGGCACGAGUGAAAUAGAUAAAUUUGACGAUCUACUACGUACACAUUUAGAUGAUCUAUUGACAAAGAUACAGUAG
Debaryomyces hansenii CBS767 is the source of this 2913-nucleotide messenger RNA. RefSeq lists its product as uncharacterized. Gene Ontology annotation, molecular function: phosphatidylinositol binding. The record is from RefSeq and is a predicted model, not a curated record. Bases 1 to 2913 code for a protein of 970 amino acids. The transcript has a single exon. Lineage: Eukaryota; Fungi; Ascomycota; Pichiomycetes; Serinales; Debaryomycetaceae.